This is a messenger RNA of Cucurbita moschata (crookneck pumpkin), 2689 nucleotides long. Its product is annotated as OTU domain-containing protein 3. The record is from RefSeq and is a predicted model, not a curated record. Bases 210 to 1364 code for a protein of 384 amino acids. Lineage: Eukaryota; Viridiplantae; Streptophyta; Magnoliopsida; Cucurbitales; Cucurbitaceae. Gene Ontology annotation, biological process: protein deubiquitination. Gene Ontology annotation, molecular function: cysteine-type deubiquitinase activity. The transcript is spliced from 17 exons.
UGGGGACUCUGUUAUUGUAGAGAACUAAGAAACGGGAGGGAUCGGGGUAUCUCCGUUUGAACAGCGGCGCGCAAGUCAGGCUCAGUAACGAACAAUUCUUGGAACAUAGGCCGCAGCCUGAGCCGUUUUUUGAUAUCCAACACAACGAAAACACAGCCGUUGCUGUGAGUCCUCAAGCAGCGGAAAGCGUUGUUCAGGAUUUUGUGGGAAUGGUUAAAACUAAGCACCAAAAGUCCAAUCCUAAGCGACACCCGCAAAACAAAAAGCCUGGAAAGUCACCUGAUAUUUCGCAGUUUCGUGCUCAGCUUGACUUGUUGAACCUUAAAAUUGUACAAGUGACCGCAGAUGGUAAUUGUUUUUUCAGUUGCAGGGCCCUUGCAGAUCAGUUAGAAGGGGAUCAAGAGGAACACGAAAAGUACCGGAAGAUGGUCGUACAAUAUAUUUUAAAAAACCGUGGAGCAUUUGAGCCAUUUAUUGAGGAUGAUGUCCCAUUUGACGAAUAUUGUGAGUCCAUGGAAAAGGAUGGUACCUGGGCUGGACAUCUGGAAUUGCAGGCUGCUUCUCUUGUUACUCAUAGUAAUAUAUGCAUUCACCGGAUGUCAUCACCUCGUUGGUACAUACGAAAUUUCGAGGAUCAAGAAGCUCGUAUGGUCCACUUAUCUUAUCACGACGAGGAACAUUACAAUAGUGUGCGAUUGAAGGAAGACACAUGUGCUGGCCCAGCCAGGCUAAUUACAAUCAAAGGUGAUACUGUUCCCUCAGCAAGCUCACUUCAAGCAAAAGUUUUCUCUACGAGUUCUCAAAAGAGAGGUCAAAGUGCUAUUAGUCUUGGAAAUAUCAAGUUAGUUAUGGCAGGUAGUGGUUGUCAAAAUUCUAAAGAAGUUGAAAAGGUUUUGGUCCAAGUCGAUGGGGAUGUUGAUGCUGCAAUAGAGUUUCUUGUGGCAGAACAAGCAGCAGAAGAACACAAAGAGCCAACUGAAUCAACUUUGUGUCAUAUAGAUUCUUCUUUUGGUAGCGAUGAAACAAAAGAUUGUAAGCAAUUGGAAGAGCGAACAGAAGAGAAGCACGACAAAGUUGAUUCAUCUAAUCAUAACACUAAACAUUCUAUUAGCAACAGUUCUCAAUCAGACGACAAGAAGAUCCCAAGGAAUAAAGUCUGCCCAUGUGGUUCAAAAAAGAAAUAUAAAGCUUGUUGUGGAUCAGUUGCUGCCAGUUCGUCUGGCAAGUUUAUAGUGAACAAAACUAUCGACUCUAAGAAGACUAGAAAGGAAAGGAAAACGGGCAAGAAAGGUGGACCUGCUAAAGUUGAAGUGUCCUCUGGAUCUGAUGGAUUGCCACAUGACUUGGGAGCUCUUUGUAUUUGAUCUUCAUCUGGCCGCAUGAGGAAGCAUUUUAGCUGCAGCUUAAAGCGAGUUUGGAAUCACAGGUCGUUUUUACAGUUCCCUUGGUGUAUAAACAUUCCCCUUGGUUUCUUGGGUCACCGAGCCUCCAAGAAAAAGUAUUGCUCUUUUACUCUUUCCAGGUUUAUAGGGCUCCUGUAGAGCUUGAUUUCUAAAACUUGGCGAGUCUUUGGAACCUAGAAGACGCUACAGAAAUCCUUUGGCUGGGCAAGAACUCUCUUCUAUGAAAAGGCGGCAUGUUCAGCAUGCUGGGCUUGAAAUAUUUAUUUCAAGCACGUGAGACAGCCUUAAGAUCCACCAUGUCGGACCAAUAAGGAAGCUGCCCUUUGCCUCCCUACAAUAAGUUUGCUGUAAAGAAUAUAGUGCACGUAUAUGUCCGUCCAUUCAGUAACAGAUGUCAAAAUUGCAUCUUUUCGGGACCACAAAGUGAUUGUGCAGUACUUGCUCUCGCUCUCAAAGGUGAGAGAGAGAGAGAGAGGGAGGAAAAAGAGCAGAGUGAAUUAUAGGGCAGAGGAUGGGGAAGCGGAAGGCGCAUGAAAUGCCAUAAAUGGAAAUCUGUGGAAGCCUUCCGUCUCACAAAAAGGAAACCAUUUGUGUGUGAACCAUGAAAGCGAUGUAACGCACUCAACGCCAAUGCCAAUGCCAAUGCCAUCCCUUUUCUACACUCUAAUUAAUGCAAUUUCACAAACCCUUUUCUAUUACCCCACCUAAUCGAAUCGGAUCAGAUCCACUCAAAUAUAAUAUAUAGAUUCCAAGUUUUCCCCGAUGGGGAUUGUGUUUGUGUUUCAGAUAUAUAUAUAUAUACAUAGAUGCAGGCAUUUGCUACGUUACCCGGUGCUCUACCGCUGUGUGGGACAAUAAUUUAAGGGCGCGGCGCUAAAACCUUCCUCUAAUCACUCAUACUCCCAGGGUUUUUGCAGAGGAAGUGGCGUGUGGUGUGCAUACCCGUUGAAUGAAAGACGCGUGGAAUCUGCUACCCUUCUAAUUUAAUCAUCUCAAAUCCAUUGGUUGACUAAAUUAGAAUGGCAGCAUGGAUUAAAAUAAUGAGUGAUGACGGUCCGAGUGACGAAAUUUGCAACCAAUAUUAUAUUGAUUGGAAUUGUUUAUGUUUUAAUUAAAAAAAGAAUUAAACUUGACCAAUGUUUGUUAGGUGGUGGUGAUUAAAUAUGAGUAUAUUGCCUUUCUGGAGAUCAUAAACCCAGUCAUUUCAACACCAAAACUACUAAUACAAGGGAAGAGGAUGGUGAAAAGGGAGUGAGUAUUUAUGAAAAUUUUGAGCUGUAAAGGCA